AUGCGGUCUGCCUUGUGGGAUCCGCCACUACAUGCGGCGGGCGAAGCUGCGGGCGACGCCAUCAUCGCAGGCUACACGCCCGAGCAGGCAGCGGCGGCUGGCGAGGCGGCGGGCGAGGCGGCUCAAGCAGCCCUUGACGAUGGCCUGUCGCCGGAAGCGGCUGAUGCGGCUGGCAAGGCAGCGGGCGACCCCAUCAUCGCUGGCAAGUCGCCCGAAGAGGCGGCUGCUGCGGGCAAAGCUUCCCGGCAAGGCGGCCCCAAAAGGCCCACGUUUUUGUACUUUCGCGGCUCAAUGGCGAGCGACCGUCCGGGCGAGGAGAAUUACGGGGAGGGCGUUAGGCAGAAGCUCGAGGCAGCACUCUCGAGCUUUCAAAUACCGAGUCACCUCCGCCGCGCUCGCUCGCUUGCGUCCGCCCCAGGGAUAGACCAGGAGCACAUCGUCUUCUCGUCCCAGGCGGUGACGCUGCCUCAAUACCUCGACGAGAUGUCGCGGUCCGACUUUUGUAUCGUGCCGUUGGGAUCCUCAUCGUGGACGCUGCGCCUCUACGACGCAAUUUUCACCGGCUGUGUCCCCGUCAUCCUCUCGGACCACAUCGCGCUGCCGUUUGACGAGCGCAUCGACUGGUCGGAGCUAGCCAUCAAGUGGCGUCAGGCUGAUGCGGAGAGGCUGCCCACGUUUCUACUCUCCCUCUCGUCGGCGCAAGUCGCCGCUAAGCGCAAAGCGAUCCUCGCCGCGCGCCACAAUCUCGCGUGGUGUGGCACGGGCGGCGCCUUCGAGCAGCUCGUCGUUGCCCUCGAGGAGCGGAAGCGGGGGCUACCGCGCCGUUCGAAGGAGGAGGCGCUGCCUACCUCGCCGGCGAGCUUCUGGAUCGAGCAGCCCGGCGACGUGGACGCGCGUGUCCGCGAGACCGAGCACUGCACUCCUUCAGCGUCCUGGGCACCCAGACCCGGCCGAGCCGCAACGAACCAGAGGACGCACGACGUGGUCACCAUCAUCCCGAGGCCGACGUGCGUGUUGCGCGCCGCGCUGCAAAGCCUCGAGACGCGGCUGCAACCUCGCAAAGUGCACCUGAUACUCGACUCGUGCGACGGCGUGGAGCUUGCCUUAGCUGACUUCCGUGUGCGCUGCGUUGAGCUCGAUGCAGCGGUCCCGAUUUUCCCGGUUGAGGCGAUGACGGUGCCUCCCGCCCGGAGGUAUUGGUAUCGGCAGCAGCUCGCAAAGCUGGCGAUGGCGUCGCACGAGGAAGUCUCGGAGACCUUCUACAUGUGGGACGGCGACACCAUUGCGCUGCUUGACGUGAUGCCGACGCAGAUGCCAGAUGGGCGCUUCCCGCUCCUGUGGGGCGCUCCGAUGGACUCGCCCGCGCACUUUGUCCAAACGACCGGCGGCGAUUACAGCUUGCCGCCGGGCUACCGCGAGUCGACACAAGCUUUGAUAGGCGUCGCGCCGACACCCAAUGUCUCGUACGUUACCCAGUGGCAGAUAUGGCACAAGCCGUUCGUCCUCGAGAUGCUGGGCGAGAUUGAGCAGCGCACACCCGAGGGGGUGCGAUGGCCCGAGGCGGUGCUCGCUGCCGCCUCGGACCACAUGCAGCAGGGCUUCUCGGAGUACACGCUCUACGGCACCUGGCUGCUCGCGCGCCAUCCACAGCAGGUCCAGCUCGUCUCGUCGCACGACGUUUCGUGGCUGCGCGACCCGCCCUCCGGCCUGCUCGACAAAGCCGGCGAGUGUUGCCCGUCGAGCGAGAGCCUCUGCCAGGCCUUCGUGGAGGUGGAGCAGCUCUGCGGUCCGCUCAACGACGUGCCUGAGGGCGCGACGCUCCAGGCCAUCACCAUCGAGAUACCACCAUCGAGUAGUCUCGCUGCGCAGCACAUCGGGGACGUGGCGGCGAGGGCGCUUUGGGAAGGGAUUAGCGUCGCCGUGAGCAUCGUUGGCGCGAUCUAG
Messenger RNA from Emiliania huxleyi CCMP1516, 1944 nucleotides. RefSeq lists its product as hypothetical. NCBI's taxonomy places the organism in Eukaryota, Haptophyta, Isochrysidales, Noelaerhabdaceae. Gene Ontology annotation, molecular function: glycosyltransferase activity. Bases 1 to 1944 code for a protein of 647 amino acids. The transcript has 4 exons. The record is from RefSeq and is a predicted model, not a curated record.